This is a messenger RNA of Mus pahari (shrew mouse), 1276 nucleotides long. RefSeq names its product chromosome 10 C3orf18 homolog (gene C10H3orf18). Lineage: Eukaryota; Metazoa; Chordata; Mammalia; Rodentia; Muridae. Bases 311 to 808 code for a protein of 165 amino acids. The record is from RefSeq and is a predicted model, not a curated record. The transcript is spliced from 5 exons.
UACUAGCUGAUUCCUGCGCUCACGCAAGGCGGACCUUGAGUCGAACCUGUCGCCCCCAACGCCCGGGCCUGGGUGCCUGGAUAUUCCCCCGCCCACGCCUCCUGCCGGUCGCUACCACCCUUAGCUUCUCAGACUGAGCUCGGCGCACCGGAGAGGAUUAAAACCGAGAGAGGCAGGGGUCUCCUGGUAAGGAUUCGGCUGUGCCGUGCCAGUGGUCAUCAACGGUGGUAGGAACAACAGCCUCGGACACUCCUAACGUCAGAAGUCGGUGGGCAAGUUGACUGAGCGCUGGCAGUCUCCCAGUGUCAGCAUGAACUCCAGGGUCCCAGCUACUCGGAGCUGGUUCAGCAGCCACCCGCCCACCACUGAGCCUGACUUGGAGCCUGCCGCCGCCACCGCUGAAGGCUCUACCACCGAGACCGCCACCCUCAGCCCAGAAACCACAAGUUUCAAUGACACCAGGAUCCCUGAUGUGGCAGGUGGUGCGGCUGGUGUGGGCACCAUGCUUCUGUCCUUUGGGAUCAUCACAGUGAUUGGCCUGGCUGUGGCCAUGGUUUUAUACAUCAGGAAGAAGAAGAGGCUGGAGAAGCUGCGCCACCAGCUCAUGCCUAUGUACAACUUUGACCCCACGGAGGAACAAGACGAGCUGGAGCAGGAGCUACUGGAACAUGGGCGAGACGCAGCUUCCAUGCAGGCUGCCGCCUCGCUGCAGGCCACACAGGGCAAGAGCACUCUCCCUUCCCAGGGCCCGCUGCAGAGGCCCAGCAGGCUGGUGUUUACCGAUGUAGCCAAUGCCAUCCACGCGUGAGAGGCCGGAGAACAGGCCUGGAUCUCUGACAAAGACGACUGCCACGGGGCGUCAGCGCUGCCCACUUCCCGACUGUCAAAACCAAUUCUCAGGGCCAGAGCCACCGCCACCACUGAGGCAGGAAAGGGCUGCGACGGGACCCCAGCUGUGCUGAGGCCCCACCCACUGACUCUCAAGCUUGCAGAGAGCUCUGACCAGGCCAGUCAUUUGACCACUGACUUCUCCUGAAUCCAUGGCCCUGCUGGCUUCCUGGUCUCCUGUAUCCCUUGCAUCAAGGUCUGCUUCCCUGAUGGUGAGGAAGAACUGAAGCUUGGAGAGGGGUGACUUUUUUUGUGGGGGUGUGUGUGGCUGGAGUCUCUUCUAAGGUAGAGAUGGGCAAACAGGCAGAUGACUGGGACAGGGCAGGGAAAUACCUUUUUUUUCGAGGGUGUGGGGAGGGAAGGAAGAAUUUAUUUUAUUUUAUUUUGU